Fibroporia radiculosa is the source of this 3735-nucleotide messenger RNA. RefSeq lists its product as uncharacterized. The transcript has 10 exons. Lineage: Eukaryota; Fungi; Basidiomycota; Agaricomycetes; Polyporales; Fibroporiaceae. Gene Ontology annotation, cellular component: mitochondrion; membrane. The coding region runs from base 1 to 3735 and encodes 1244 amino acids. The record is from RefSeq and is a predicted model, not a curated record. Gene Ontology annotation, biological process: mitochondrial respiratory chain complex IV assembly.
AUGGUUCUGGCUGGAAUUAUUCCAGCCUUUACAUUUGCUCUUGGAACGUGGCAAGUUAAACGUCUUAAGUGGAAAGUGGCCAUGAUAGACGAACUUGAAGAGAAGUUACAGAGAGAGCCUAUGUCUCUUCCAAAACGAGUGAAUCUAGCAGCCAUUCCCGAUUUUGCAUACCGCAAAGUGAUGUUGAAGGGGCGUUGGGAUGCCGAACAUGCCAUGUUGCUGGGGCCUCGUGUCCGAGACGGGACGAAUGGCUAUCACCUCGUCGUUCCGCUCAUUCGAUCCGACGGUUCUACUGUUUUGGUCGAUCGUGGUUUCGUUUCCAAAGAUAUGGCAGGCGAUGCCAAGUGCCAUCUUGAAGAUGGCGAGACCCAAAUUCUAGGCAUGCUUAGAACUUCUCAUGUCCGCAAUAAUUUCACCCCCAAUAAUGAUCCUGAGAAGGGCGAAUGGUAUUGGGCAGACAUAUCUGCUAUGGCAGAAUAUGCUGGCGGGGAGCAGACUGGUGUCCAGCCUGUGUAUAUCGAAGAGAUUUUUGGAGGGCAUGGGGGGGAGGUAUCUUCCCGGUUGGCCCGUGGUAUCCCCGUAGGUCGGGCGCCGACAGUUGACGUAAGGAAUGCGCACGCAUCCUACGUGGUGACCUGCUAUGUUUAUAAGAUUGCUAAUGAAGCAGCGACAGACGCGAAUGCGCCUUCCGCGCUGACUUCAGGUCAUAAAGCGAGGCCUUCUUCCUCGACAGACCAUACAACCUCGAACUUGAAUGCAGAUGCGACAGGGAGCCCUUCAGCCGAACAGGGAAAGCAUCUUCGUAUAUGUUUUCCUCAUGGCGAGGACCGCGCAAGCCUGGUCGAUGAUAUUCCUGCGGACUCUAUGAGGUUGAGAUCUUCUCCUGGGCUACGCAAGUCUAUCCUUGGCCAGGGCAAGGAUUCGCUUUUGAUUGAGCGACGUCAUGAUUUUGGACGACGGCGCGUUAGAUCGGUUGACAUGAAGGCGGUUUCGCCUCACAUAAAGCGGCAUUCAGUCGAGGCCGGUGAUGUUACCACUCGCUAUUCUAGGAGAGUAUCCCAUACUGGUAGUCGAGGUGUCCAGAAGGAGAGAGAGCCACAGAGUGCCGUUUUGUCUGACGGUCAAACAGACCUCUCUUUGUCGUCGGCAUUCUCUGACGAAUAUGACUUAUCUCGCGAAGGCAUGUCUGGAAGAUCAUUAAUAAUAGAAGACGUGCGACAUGCAGUCCGUUUGAAAGCCCGGCGAGAGGCUCGACUGAAGGCAGCUCAAGCUUAUUCACAUACAGAGCAUCAGUCAAAAUCGGACGUGGAUCCAUUUAAUUCACGCGUUUCCCCAGUCAAAACGCAUCUUCAGAUACAUCCGACUAUAGCUGCUGCCCCGGAAGUUUUGAACAACGAUUCAGAGAUUGAUUUCAGUCCGUCUAUUGGAACAAUUCCCCUUCACCCAGUUCCUUCAUCUUCGAAUGGUGGCGCGACGCUGGAUUGGUCUGGUUCUGCAUCAGAAGAUGAAAAAUCGGACAAGAAGUGGACGCUGCACCUAUCGAAGAAGAAACAGAAAGAGAGACAAGCGCUGCCAUCGAGUCGGAUCGUUGUCGAGAGGCAAGAUUCGUUGUACGCAGACAAGCUAGCACGCAUCAGAGAAAAAGCCCAUUCACGCACAUUGCGUAAAGCUGCAAUUACCAGUGACCAGCUUGCGAGACGUUAUAGCAUACUUCUGACGCCACCUAGCUCGCAUGUGCCGUUUUUCAAUCUCUUGCAAGUUGUUCGUUGGUACGAUGGCCAAGAAGCCAUAGCUAAGGCAUCCCUGGACAAAACGGAACCGUUCACGUGGUUGAAACACCUCGACAAGGGAGGUCGUGAUUCACCACGCAUUCCCUGGCAUGUUACGGCCUCGAUCGUCGAGGAAUAUAUCAAAUCACGACAUAAUCAAAUAAUGGCUACCAUACCCGAAGAUGAGGUUGUAAAGUCGUCUCCGAUAGCUCCUUCUUUUCCAGAGAACAUGUCUCCGUCGAGUGGUUCACAUUCAUGGAAUCCGUCACCCCAAUUUCUUGAGCCUUCGCUCUCUAGACGGCGGUCUUCAUAUGAUCAACAGCUGUCUUUUGAGCCGCAUGUCGAGUCUGGGCGAGAAUCCGUUAUUGGGGAGUCUCGUCCCAGUAGCGAGGGCUUCACGCGGUAUUGGAAGCAGUCACAUCAAAUAACGACUGAGUCUGCCCCGAGCUCUCUAUAUAGCUUUAAGCUCAACGGCGGUGGUUCUUCGGCGAAGAGCAAUCAUAACCUCCGAAACGUCGCGAAACGCUUGCGUCGUAAACCAUACGACAGCGAAGAUGCUUUAUCAUCCGCUCGCAAUUCCGUGUCGGAACGCAGCGUCUCAGAGGAUGUCCCAACAAAGAUACGAGGGUACAUGCAUAGUAGACCAACGACCCCUGGAUUGCUUUCUCCGGACGAAUUACAUACCGACGACGACAAGGUGUCAUACGAGGCUGUUGACAAAGGUAACGGCGACGGUCUGCCAACUUCUACGUUAGAGAAGUUUCCCAAAGGCGGUGAUAUAAUUGGUACACCAACGCCUGAGACAGCUGUGGACCGCCAUGAAGUGUCGCCGUCCCUCUCGCGUUUCGUCCCUAUUCGUCGUUUGCGGACUUCUCUUCCGACGUCUCAUCGCGCCCUUGCGCAGGAGCGUGAGCAGAGGCAGCGUGCAGUUGACGAGGAAAUUGAGCGCCAAGAAUACGAACGCAAAGCACGGAUCCUGGAAGAGACGGCCUCGCAGAAUUAUCGCAUCCGCUAUCUACUUCAACGUGUGGCCGCCACAAUCAGAGAGUAUGACGUUGUUCAGUCAGGUUUCAUUACCUGUCCCGAGGUGCUCUCCUCAGCGAUUCCGUCAGACGUAUUGGAGGCUUUUUCACAUGACCCCUCUGCGUUCACGAGCUCCACUCGUUCUGUGAAGGGGUGGAAAGCUGUCGAAGACAUCCAUGAGCGUAUUCGACGACAGCGGAAGUUAUUACGAGCAUUCGCGUCAUCUAUGGCAUUUGAGUCCGCCGGCCAAGGUCUUCAAACCAACGUCUUCGACGACCCGAUAUCAUCUAUGGGAGAUGCAUUGAAGAAGUUGGAAGAGCAUCACAGUUGCAUAUCAAGUCAAGCAGAUAGGGUGACAGACGCGUUAGUAAGGGUCAAAGCAGUCCACCAAACCGUCAAGGAAGACUAUAAUAAUACUUUAGCACACACAUCCCUAGUGUAUCCUGAGCUUUCACAAAUUAUAGCACUAGAAGAGAGCUACAGGAGCCACUACCAACAAUUCUGGGAUAUUGGUCUCGACGCGUUGACUCUGUUAUUGGAUACAGUCACACCGUUUUGGCGAAAUUACGGGAAAGUCAUAGGAGAAGAUGUUCAAGAUUUUCUCAUCAUUCCGUGGUACCGCAACGAGUUCACUGGAGAACCCAAGAAAUACCCUCUUACCAGACUCCCUCAACGUUCGUUGCAACAUUGGAUCGGCUUGCUUUGUCUCUGUUUCUUCAGUCUUGGUUUUACACUCUUACAGACUCGCGCCGCUUUUGCGCUAAGUAUGAAUUGGGAUCUUCCGUGGGUUACUCAGGCUGGGCUUUGGUGGCUAAUUUUUCCUUUCUUCAUACUUGGAUUGUUGGUGCAGUGGUGUGCAGUUCUCAUUGAGGUCUCUAUCGUUCUCGCACAGUGGGGGGUGGUAGUAUGGUGGAUAGGCUGGGCUGUUAACAUCUUCACGUAA